CCACCGCCGUCUCGUCCGCUCCGCGCCGCCCCACCGAGCUUCUGUGGAAGGUCGCCGUUGGCUUUGCGCAUUUCGCAGUCGUCGCCUCGCUGCUGCCCUUUCCUUUCAGCGCCACUGCUCACUCACCGCCACCGUCAGCAAAAUGAACGGGCAGCUCAACGGCUUCCACGAGGCGUUCAUCGAGGAGGGCACUUUCCUCUUCACCUCAGAGUCUGUGGGGGAAGGCCACCCAGAUAAGAUCUGUGACCAAAUCAGUGAUGCUGUCCUUGAUGCCCACCUUCAGCAGGACCCUGAUGCCAAAGUGGCUUGCGAAACGGUUGCUAAAACUGGAAUGAUCCUUCUUGCUGGAGAAAUUACAUCCAGAGCUGCUGUUGACUACCAGAAAGUAGUUCGUGAAACCAUUAAACACAUUGGCUAUGAUGAUUCUUCCAAAGGGUUUGACUACAAGACUUGUAAUGUUCUGGUAGCCUUGGAGCAACAGUCACCAGAUAUUGCCCAAGGUGUUCAUCUUGACCGGAAUGAGGAGGACAUUGGUGCAGGAGACCAGGGCUUGAUGUUUGGUUAUGCCACUGAUGAAACUGAAGAAUGUAUGCCUUUAACCAUUGUCUUAGCACACAAGCUCAAUGCCAAACUUGCUGAACUGCGCCGCAAUGGCACUUUGCCUUGGUUACGCCCAGAUUCUAAAACUCAAGUGACUGUGCAGUAUAUGCAGGAUCGAGGUGCUGUGCUUCCCAUCAGAGUCCAUACAAUUGUUAUAUCUGUUCAGCAUGAUGAAGAAGUUUGUCUUGAUGAGAUGAGGGAUGCUCUAAAGGAGAAAGUCAUCAAAGCAGUUGUACCUGCGAAGUACCUUGAUGAGGACACAAUCUACCACCUACAGCCAAGUGGCAGAUUUGUUAUUGGUGGGCCUCAGGGUGAUGCUGGUUUGACUGGCCGGAAGAUCAUUGUGGACACUUACGGUGGUUGGGGAGCUCACGGAGGAGGGGCCUUUUCAGGAAAGGAUUAUACCAAGGUGGACCGUUCAGCUGCUUAUGCUGCUCGUUGGGUGGCAAAAUCCCUUGUUAAAGGAGGUCUGUGCAGAAGGGUUCUUGUUCAGGUCUCUUAUGCUAUUGGAGUUUCUCACCCAUUGUCUAUCUCCAUUUUCCAUUAUGGCACCUCUCAGAAGAGUGAGAGAGAGCUAUUAGAGAUUGUGAAGAAGAAUUUUGACCUCCGCCCUGGGGUCAUUGUCAGGGAUCUGGAUCUGAAGAAGCCAAUUUAUCAGAGGACUGCAGCCUAUGGCCACUUUGGUAGGGACAGCUUCCCAUGGGAAGUUCCCAAAAAGCUUAAAUAUUGAAAAGUGUUAGCCUUUUUUCCCCAGACUUGUUGGCGUAGGCUACAGAGAAGCCUUCAAGCUCUGAGGGAAAGGGCCCUUCUUCCUAAAUUUUCCUGUCCUCUUUCAGCUCCUGAUCAGUUGCAGUCACUCUAGUCAAUGACAUGAAUUUUAGUUUUUGUGGGGGACUGUAAGUUGGGCUUGCUAUUCUGUCCCUGGUGUUUUGUUCACCAUUAUAAUGAAUUUAGUGAGCAUAGGUGAUCCAUGUAACUGCCUAGAAACAGACAACACUGUAGUAAAUAAUGCUUUGAAAUUGAGCCUUUGUGCCCUACCACCCAACCCCCUAAAAUCCUAAUUGCAUUGACUUUCCCACCAAACGCUGAAAAUGUCCUUGUAAUGUGCACGUAAAGUACUCGUAGUUCCAUUAUAGCUUCUGUCUGGCAAUGCCAUAGCCCUGUCAGCAUGAAUUUGUAAUGUCUUGAGCUCUAUUAUGAAUGUGAAGCCUUCCCUUAUCCUCCCUUUAACUUGAUUCCUUUCUAAUGACGUAGUUCUUUGUCAGGAGUAUUCUCUAUCCAAUCAGUCUUGCAUGUAACGCAAGUUCCAUUUGGAGCUCUAGCCUGACAUCAUAAAAAAAAAAAAAAGGGCAGUUACCAUUAAACCAUCUCCCUGGUGCUUAUGCUCUUUAACAGCCACCUCUUCAACAGCACCAAAUCCAAACCUCUCCACUGUCAGCUGUCUUUUGGAGGACGUACGUAAUAAGGUUUUUAUUUAGUAAACCAAUCCUAUGCAUGGUUUCAGCACUAGCCAAACCUCACCAACUCUUAGCUCUAGAAAAACAGGCACUUGGCACCCUUGUGAUGUCAUACAGAGAAGUCACAGGGGUGGUACCUAAGGGUCUGUAGGUUGCACACUUUGGUACCAGAUAACUUUUUUUUUUCUUUAUAAGAAAGACUGAGUACUCCACACUGCACAAUAACUCCUCCCAGGGUUUUAACUUUGUUUUAUUUUCAAAACCAGGUCCAAUGAGCUUUCUGAACAGCUGGUGUAGCUACAGAGAAACCAGCUUCCUUCAGAGAGCAGUGCUUUUGGCGGGGAGGAGAAAAUCCCUUCAUACUUGAACAUUUUCUAAUUGCUUAUUUAUUGUAUUCUGGGGUAUGGCGUAAGUACAGAGAAGCCAUCACCUCAGAUGGCAGCUUUUAAAAGUUUUUUUUUUUUUUUUUUUUUUCCUUUUUUUUUUCCUCAACACCAUGAUUCCUUUAACAUGUUUCCAGCAUUCCCAGGUAGGCCAAGGUGUCCUACAGAAAAACCUUGGGUUAGACCUACAGGGGGUCUGGCUGGUGUUAACAGAAGGGAGGGCAGAGCUGGUGCGGCUGGCCAUGGAGAAAGCUGACUUGGCUGGUGUGGUACAGAGAAGCCAGCUUGUUUACAUGCUUAUUCCAUGACUGCUUGCCCUAAGCAGAAAGUGCCUUUCAGGAUCUAUUUUUGGAGGUUUAUUACGUAUGUCUGGUUCUCAAUUCCAACAGUUUAAUGAAGAUCUAAAUAAAAUGCUAGGUUCUACCUUAACUGUGUCCAUUAUUUUUUUUUUUUUAAGAUUUGCCCUUGUCUAACAUUGUUUUCAGGUUGAUGGACUGGCUAAAAUUCAGGUGUCUUCCUAUUGCAGCAAUGUCUUAUACCCUAAGUCUGGAGUGAGUGGUAGUGUUACAUAGCCUUGGAAAUUUAGAACUUAAACCAAGCUAGUUUUAAUGUUGGAAGGGGUAUAGUAGAAAUAAGGUUUUCAGUCAGGUUGUAGUUCAGGUCACUUGUGGGUGAGGUAUUACAGUUUUAGAAGUUCUCUAAUACAGGGAUAGGUUUUUGGGCACAAUAAUAAAAUUUUUUUUAAGUGACAAAAUCACAGUGAAAAGCCUUGAGGUUCCAAAGGUUUACUCUAAAGUUCACUCUGGCAGUUUGUGGAAGAGGUCCAUCUACCACACUGGGUAGGCCUAGACAGAAACCACUUGAUGAGAGUUUCCACCAGCAUUUUAUGCAUCUACUUCCGGUUUGGAAACCCUGGUGACGUAGUGGUUAAGUGCUAUGGCUGCUAACCAAAAGGUUGGCAGUUUGAAUCCACCGCCAGGUGCUCUUUGGAAACUAUGGGGCAGUUCUACUCUGUCCUAAAGAGUUGCUAUGAGUCAGAAUUGACUCGACGGAAGUGGGUGGGUGACUUUUGGUUUGCUGUUGGGGAAGUGCCACUCCAGGCAUCAGUGACACUCCCAGUUUCAGAAACUAGACCCUCAACUUGACAUGUCAUUGAAGUAAAGUUUCAGAGCUUGGCAUUUUCAAAAAGCUUUUUAGAUACCCGAUUAGUGGCUGUCUAAAGGCAAGUAGCUACGUUGGCCCAAUAUGAGGAAGGAAUUUAAGGUAGGUGAGUAGGUGUGGGAGAAGCAAAGCAAAGGAGUGGAGGCAUGAAACAGCAGGUGUUAAGGAUGAUCACAGCUGAGAAGGCAUGAAGUGUGAGUAUCCGGUUGAACAAACAUUGUGUCUCACCUAGGGAGUGACAGAAGAUUCAGGUACUAGAGGUAAGAUGAGAUGCCUUCCGGCUAAAAGAACGUUGACAGCGCAUCCCUAGAAGAGCUGCAGUUGUGGAGUCUUGAGUCUUCUGCAGUCUGAAUACCACUAGUUUUUAAGUGACCACCUUACUGUUUUCCCCAAUGUAAAGAGUCCCACCUCCCUAAAAGUGAAAAACAGCUACUUUGUGGUCCAAGUAAGUCUAACGGGACUCUGGCGGGGAACGAGAUGGCUGACCUCACCGGUAAAGAGCAUAGUGCUAAAGUGACUAGGGCAUCCUGUGCCACUGCAGUUCUUAGCCCAUCCCCUACCUUAUGAUUAGAACUUUACAUCAGGCUGCCCUUGAUCCUCUUCAUUUGGGUUUCUUUGUUUUUCCAGGCUCAGCCUGCACAGCUUACAUGGUGGCCCUGUCCUAUUCCCAACGAGAUUCAGAUGUGAAAAUUAAACCAAACCCAGUGCUGUCAAGUUGAUCGCUACUCAUAGUGACCCUAUGGGACAGAGUAGAACGGCCCCAUAGGGUUCCAAAGGAGCAGCUGGUGGAUUUGAACUGCCAACCUUUUGCCCAGCAGCCCAGCUGUUAACCACUGUGCCACCAGGGCUUCAUAUGCAAGAGGUAGUGGGGAUUAAUAGGUUUCAAGAGAAAUUGAGGAAAAGGCAAGAGUCCAAGGCUGAUGACUGGAGAAACCUAGGGCUCACCAACGCAAUCUAAGUAUUACUGGAAACCACUGAGUGGACAUAAUUAUUUCACUGUGAAAAGGCAGCUGCUUAGGGAAGAACUCUGGGACCACUGUUCAUGGGGUUGGGGGGCGAAGUUGGCAUCAGAGGAGAAGAUCCCUAGAAUUUAUCAAAUCCUGUGAAUUCUUUACCGAAGCACUGUCCUCAUGUUACUGCCAGUCUCUGCCGUGAAAUCUUAAGCUCCAGGAGCAAAAACCAAACCCAUUGCCAAAAUGAGUCAAUUCCAACUCAUAAUGACCCUAAAGGACAGACCAGAACUGCCCCAUAGAGUUUCAAGGCUAUAAUCUUUAUGGAAGUAGACUGCCACAUCUAGCAGGGACCCUCUUAUUUUUUGUUACUCUGCAUUUCUGCUUCCUAGCCCAGUGCCACACCUUUGGUAAGUUUUCACUGACUGAAGAGCUUCCUGAAUGAUCCCUCCACACCACAUCUACAGUGACUGCCAACACCCCCUAGUCCCUCACGUGGUUGGUUCUUGCUUUAUGUCAACUGCUCACUAAAGACUAGAAUAAUGCCUAAUACUAUGUUUUUAGAGAAAUACUACCAAUCUAAUUUUCCUUAUGUAACUUUGGUGAUGCACUGCUGACCACAGGUAUGUGUGAUUUAACGACCACUGGGGCAACGUCUAACCCAUACACAUCAGUGGCCCCACAAGUUAAUCCGGAUCCAGAGAACAGGAUGCAGUGGAAAUACUUUGCUAAGUAGGGAGAUCGGAUCUGUCUCACUAGCUCUCUGGUCCCUCAUCAGCCCUAGCCCUGGGUUGGAGGGGGUCCCCGACAACCAUCAGUAUAGUUGCCUGUCCCAUCAUGCUCCCAAUACUUGCCUCAGGCAGAAACUCAGGAUGCUGCUGCAACCCCCUAGGGGAAUGCCCACUGAGGCAGCUGUCCCACUCCAACCGGGGUAGGUGGGCCUGGAAGAGUUUAAAGCCCGUUAGGGGAGAGUGGAAAGGCAGGCAGGGUGGAAGGAAGGGAAAAGCAGCAGCAGCAGCAUGAUGGAGCCCACAUGUACCCCAGCGCUUGGUCAGUUCCCAAGUGUGGCCCUGGAGAGCGGGUGGCGACCACACAGGACCUGCGGUGGUGGAGCCACAGUUUGUGAAGUCCCUUGGCAUGGUGGCAGCUCAGGUCCCAGGCCUGACCAGUGACCAUCCUGCAGGCCUUGCUACUAUGGUAUUGGCACAAGAUCCAAAUCACAGAACGUAUAGAGGAUGUUAAACGACGCAUACCUGUAUUCUCACAGCUCGUAAAAAACUUAUUGGCUGUGUAGAUAACAGAAACAAGGAACGAGAUCGUAGUAAAGAUAAAAUUACUCUGUAUAUUUAGAACCUGAUCACCAUUCUAAUGAUACUAGUAACUGAGAAGACAAGUUUUAAACUGCAUUAUUUCAGAACUUAUCACUGAUUCUGGAAAUUACAAGAGGCAGGGCACAGGAACUGAAGUCAAACAGACGAGUUCAAACUAUCAAUCCACCCUACUAGCUGAAUGUCUUGGGGCAAACUAUUACCUCAAAACCUGAGUUCCUCCAACUGUGAGAUGGGGCUAAUGGCUCUUAAGGAUGACAUGUGACGAUGUUGGUGCAGUGCUUCACACGGUGCCUAGCACAAAACCUACAGCGACCCUAUAGGACAGAGUAGAACUGCCCCAUAGAGUUUUCAGUGAGUGCCUGGUGGAUCUGAACUGCCGUGGCACUUAACCACUACACCACCAGGGUGCUGGAGAGUAGUUAGCUGCUAUUGUCAUGUUGAUACAUCAAAUUUCUUUCCACCACAGGCCAGUCAUUUUAAAUCUCUUACCCUUUAUCCUAUAAGGACAUUUUGACCUUGUUUCUAACCUCCUCCUGGCCCCUCAACCUUGGAUUGAUAAAUCUUGUCCUUUACUUCCUUGGCUCCUCUAAGUUAUCAUCUCUGAAUUAAAAAGAGCUGUGGACAAGAAAAAAAAAUGUAAAUAAUACUGAGAUAAUUUUCCCAUAUAAACGUCUACUGCGUAAAUAAUGGUCCUUUGGCUGCCCCUGUACCUACAAGCCAAGAACUGCCCCCACUCAGAGCUCUGAAUGAACAGGGUCAGAAUUUGACUCAGGAAGAUUAGGAUUUGAAGAAUCCACGUCUGAAUGACUCAAUUCUCCAGCUGGCUCAAAGGGCCGCAAGUUUGCGUAAGUCACCUCUUGGGCCAGCUGCUCCAGGGAAGGGCGGCCUAGGGCCAGAUUUCGCAGCGAGAUACAGGUCAUCAAGAAACUGAAAAAGAGGAAAAAGGCCACUCAGUUCAAAUGCCUGUUUCAACAUAGGAAUUCCUGUACCCGGGCACAUGAGCAUCUCCCCAGAGUGACCCUCCACCCCUUUGUAGAGGCUAGUGGAGGAUUCUGGGGUGGGGUAGGAAUGACCUGUAAGGAUACUGGUGUUAACCUAAGGCACAACAAGACAGCAGGCCAUCAGACACAGGCCGUUAAUUCUUUCAUUAAAUCAAGGAGAGGAGAAUGGGGAGGGGAAAGUGAGAGAUGUCUAGUGCUAAGCUGUCCUUUCCUGGGGGAGAGGCCCUAGUGUGCCCCUCACAAAGAAAACUUACCUAGCUUGCAAACAUUGGGUGACAAUGACGAGCACCUGGGAGUGAAGCUUACCUACGGCGGAAGAGGUACAGCUUUCGCAGCAGGAAGCGGUAGAAUCGCUCGUGGGAAGGGGUAUUUCGCCGGCGUUUGAUCUCCUGGAGCCUUUUCUGGCGUCUAAGAAAGGUCUGAACCAGAGGUGUUGGCUCUGGGCCCCCUUUAACAUCUCCCUCCAGUAGAGGCUGUAGCUCUGGAGGUAGAGGCCCUGUUUCUGAGCAGAAGACGGCAAAAAGGGGAAUCACUGAAAAAGGAAUGGCUCUCUCCCUUAGAACUCAACUCCCCUUCCACCAACUUCAAGUUCAUUCACCAGGGGCUAGAUCUUCACAACACCAACUUCUCGUAACCAAAGGCUGUCUCCACCUGAAUUCUCACAUACUCACCGCUCCCAUUCUCCACCUUUUCCUUCAGUUCUUGCAGAUGUGCCAGGUCUUGCUCCAGUGUGACCUCUGUGGUGUUGACGUAGAUGUACAUGUAGCAGGAAGGACUGAGGGACGUUGUGUACACCUUGUGGUACUCACCAGGUGGCAACUGAUCAGGGUGGAGAAACCGAUCUAUUUCAUUCUCUGACCUUUCCCAAGCUAGCCUGUGGGCUCCCCACUCUACUCUUCCCCGUAUCUUUCUUCUCAUGGUGUUUUCAAGGCUAAAGCACCUGACCUCUAAGAAGCCCUCGGGGCCCUUGCUUUUUGAGCCCACGCUGUAUUACUGCUGAAUCGGUAAUAAAUGACCACUGCUCACCUAAACUUCCCGCCCUCCUUUUGGCUCAAGGUGUGAAAGGUGUUUCCCGCUGACCUUUCUGCCAUUCUUAAUCCCAGCAAAAUACCUGCAUUUUUUCUCCCUCCCGAAGCGUCUGGUUCUUCUGUUCUGCCACCAGCUCCACGGUCACCUCCCCCUGCAGAAGCUGGAUGCUGGUGUUGCCCAGAUCUUCACUCACAAAAUUCUCCAGGUGCAGCCCUGCCAGGGGCAAUAGUGUUCACCAUCCCACCUCAGUGUAGAGGGAACUCACUCCCAAAACCAGAACAGACAUUACACCUACCCUACCACCCUCCUCAGGGUCCCCCCACCACAUGCAACAUCCCUGGCCAAGGAAGCCAGGACGAAAGAUAGCAAAGCCUCUCACUGCCCUCCAUACCAGGGAAGUCUGCAAUGAAGACCACCUCAGUGUGGUUGUCCAGGCUGCUCUUGAUCUCCUGAAACUUGGCUCUCCAGGGAGACAGAUCCAUCAAGAGCGGCUGCACCCAGGGCGUGCGCCGGAAGGGGGACCAUGCGGCCUGCACGAUGUCCACCCGAGGGUCAAAAAUCCUGAGAAAAGAAAACUACAUUCUAAGAAGGCCAUAGUUACCCACACACCAGGACUUCCAGCUUUGUUCCUUUCAUCACUGUUUCCAGGCAGAGACAGCCGGGUUUCCAGAUAGAAGAAAUCGCUUUAUGUCAGCACAUUAUUGCCAGUCCAGGGCAGAAAGAGAGAGGGAGGGAAAGAGACUUUGGAGCACUGGGAAGAACCAGGGUUAGUGGCUACCUAGAAGGCAUCUGUUACCGUUUCUAAAAGAACAAGGCAGUUAACUUUUCUCCUGGGUGAUGGUGCCCCCUGCUGGAAACAAUCAGCUAUGCCCACAACCAAAUCAACAAGGACAUGCACCAGAAGGACAGCCUCUCAAGCAGGACAACACUGGAGAACACGUGCCGUUCUCCCCCUUCUCUGCUCCCAUUGCCCACCUCUGCUGGAAGCGGUCAUUGAUGGAGACCCAAAUAUCAAAGUAGAUCUGGGGCUCAGUGACAUUGUACUUGGGAAGCAGGCGGCUCAGGCAAGUGGCAUACUGCUUCAGCAUGUCUGCGUGGUCCUUCCAUCGCCGGCUCUGUGUGAACACCUGCCCCAAACCCGCACAUUAGUCCCACCUUAUCGUUAUCAACCUCCCGGUCAAGCCAUUCACUGCCAGUGGUGCACAGAUCCCUUGCUUGCUGCCCACUUUGGUCAGAAGAAAAUGCAGCUUGCCUUUGGGAAUGAACGUUUCAUUGCUGGGAUAGUGGUACUUGCCCUUCCUAAGGCUUUUUUGUAAAUUGUAGUAAAAUAUACAUACCAUACAAUUUGGCACUUUAACCAUUUUUAAGUGUACAAUUCAGUAGCGUUGAUGACAUUCACAAUGUUGUGCAACCUUUACCACUAUUCUAAAACUUUUCAUCACCUCAAGCAGAAACCCUGUACUUAUUGAGCAGUAACUCCCAUUCUCCCCUACUCCCAGCCCCUAAAAAAAUAAAAAAAAACCUGUUGCUGUCGAGUCAAUUCCGACUCACAGCAACCCUAAAGGACAGAGUAUAGCUGCCCCAUAGGGUUUCCAAAGAGUGCUUGGUGGAUUCUAACCGCCAACCUUUUGGUUAGCAGCCACAGCUCUUAACCACUACACCACCAGGGUUCCCAGCCCCUGGUAACCUCUAACCUACUGUCUCCAUGUAUUUACCUGUUCUAGAUACUUCAUUUAAGUGAAAUCAUACGUUUGUCCUUUUCUGACCGACUUACCUCAUUCAGCUCAAUGUUUUCAAGGUUCAUCCAUGUUGCAGCAUGUAUCAGAAUCUCAUUCCUUUUUAUGGCUGAAUAGUAUUCCACUGUGGGUAUAGGGUUGCUAUGAGCCGGAAUCGACUUGAAGGCAAUGGGUUUUUUGAUUUUUGGUAUGGGAGCCCUAGUGGUGCAGUGGUUAAGAGUUCUGCUAUUAACCAAAAGGUCAGGAGUUCGAAUCCACCAGCCAUUCCUUGGAAACCCUAUGGGGUAGUUCCACUGUGACCCAUAGGGUCGCUACGAGUCAGAAUUGACUUGACAGCAAAGGGUUGGGUUUGGCUUGGUAUGGAUAUACACUUUUUGUGCAUCCACGCAUCUGGUGAUUUUCACUUGGGUUGUUUCCACCUUUCGCCUGUUGAGGAUAAUGCUAUUACCUUUCCUAAAUCUUAAAGGGAGAAUAUCAAUUCGAGAAAGUGAGUGACGUUGCCCUAUCUUAACCCACACAAAAGAAAGUUCAUCCUGGCUGUGAGACAGAGCAGAACAGAACUAAAUUUGUUUUACUCUGUGGUUCGUGUAGGACCAAACCAGACCCACAGCUCAAGGGGGCUCUGAGAACAGCACAUUGUCAGCGUCAGACGUCUCACCCCAGGGUUAAGGUAGCCCAACUCGCCGGUGCGGCCAUCACGGUAGGUGAUCUUCACAUGCUGGUGAGAGCGGGAGUGCACCAUCAUGUCCCAGGAAUAGCCGUAAAGCCCAUUAGUCCAGUUGUUAUAGCCCUGGGAAGGCAGGGCAGGGGGAAUCAGCUCAGACAACAAGGAUUCUCACACUAACUCCAUCCUCUACCAACACAGGGCUACAAAACCAGCUCCAUUCUCUCCCUGCGUAGUUACCCCCGCCACAUAGCAAGCCCAGCCUCCGCCGCACAGCCCCAGCCCACACAUACCUGGGUGAGGAAAUGGGAAUAGGGCAGGAAGAGCUGCUCCAGGAGGUACAGGAGGGUGAAGGCAGCUCCGAGGUGGUGGCGCAGGCCUGGCUUCUGACUACCCUUGGCCCGGCCCCUCUUAUACACACAGGAGGCGCUGGGCUGAGGGGCAGCCUGGAGGGGCAGCAGUUCUCGCAGCCUUUUGGGACAGUGGGAUACCAGCUUCCGCGGCCACUCAGGGGAGCAGAAGAGAGGGCUGCUGGCCAGCAUGACGUAAGAGAACAUACCUAGGAAAGUGGAGAGAAAACAAGCACUUCAGGAGUCCAGGUGGACGGAACAAGGGUAACUCCUUCAGCCCCCUUCCUUUGGGAAGCCUCUGCCAGGUGUUCCACUUACAAUGAAAGUUCUGAACUGUAAGAUCCUUGUACUUCCCAGAGAUUCCUUACACAACAUACUGUAUAGUCCAGAAGCCUCAAUCCUCUCAUCCCAAUUUAGUCAUAUCUCAAAGUGACUGCAUUUGGCUCCAGUCAGCUCCUGCGCCAGCACAUCUCCCACACCCAAAUAAUGCCUCUGGCUAGGCUCUUGCUACAGACCUGUGGUUCCUGCUUCCCACCUGAUCUCAGGUACGGACCUAUGCUGAAGAGCUGGGAAUUCAUGCAGUGGAAGUAGGACACGAAGAGAAGGCCAAUGGGUCUCGAGGCAUCAAAGAAGAGCAUGAAGCCGGCUGAGAGGUCCAGCAGCAGCCCACACCAGUGCACCACCAGUAGGCUGGUCAUCUCCUCGGACAACACUAGUCUGCAGACGCCAGGGACAAAGGUUAGGCACCAGCCCACCAGAGAACUCAGCAUUCGCAGCACACUCACAGCACAGUGUACCUCUGCUACCCUGGCCUUGCCAAAGGAUCCACCCCAGUGGGCAGGUAGAAAAACUCCUAAGGUAUCUAAUUCACCUACAGUACUUUUCAAACCCCAUUCAUUUUCACAUACUAGGUGUCAAAUUUUUCCAGCAUGCCCCAUGCAGUAAUCAAGGGCAGAUCUUUGAGGACAAAAUGUGACUGAGAAGUGCGUGUGUCGCAGGGGGUAGGUUCCUCAUGGAGACCAUGAAUGAAGACACACUUUACAAGGUGACUGCCUGGCGAACAUAAUAUGAAGGAACUGGGAAAUAUCAGGAAAAAGAACAAUGUAGAACAAGAUGGGGAAGGGAGUGGACAGACAGGAGAGGUAAGCCUCUGCUGUGGGAAGAGCUGUCAACGACGGUUCUGUCAGAGCAGAGCACCGACUCUGCCAUUUUCUCAGCUCAUCAGCUGAGGAACCCUGAUGAGGGGCUAUGUCCAAGGACAGAGACACCACCCGAGGCAACUGCUGGGGGCCCUGACUCAUUCACCAAGUCACCUAGUGUGGCUCUUUCCUUUUUUACUUUCCUGCCAGUAUCACAGGUCACCCAGCAGCAGCUAGGACUCUGCCUUCUGCUGAAUAUGGAGGUGAGGAGCGGACAGAGGAAAGAACGUGGCGAAUUCAGACAAAGUAGCACAGCAGCCAUUCCUGCAGACCACAGGGAAACAAGUCACCUGGUCUGUUCCCGUGCCUCAGUGAGCCUCUGCCCUAACUGACACUCACUUGAAGGGACUGAAGAGCCAGUGCCGGGAUAGGGAGUCCAUGGAAUAGCCUUCAACCCAGUCUGCAUCCAGCUUUUUCACGCCCGCAAUGAAGUACACAAUGAAGAUCUGCAAACACAAAAUGCCACACAAAUGUUCAAACAAACAAAAAAGAACCUCGUGUUCUACAGGCAGUCAAGAGUAAAGCGGGUUCUGACCUCUGUCCAGGGCCCAAGGAAGAGGAGAUCCGUUCCUUUGUUCAUUCAUCUCAGAUACACACCCAUCCAACAACCAUGCACUGACAUCCUGCCAAUGCCAGGCCCGGUAUGGCACCAGAGCAAAAGCUAAGAACUACAAAUGGGGUCCUUUCUCUCACAAGAGCUCUAAUUUUAGCAGGGACAGAGCUGCAGCCUUUCCAUGACAAGGUGAGAGAACUCAGAGAUUAGGUCACUGGGAAAAAUGGGAAAGCCUAGCUUUCCAACAAAACAGCAAAGAGAAGAUCAGGGACGCAGAGAAGAGUGCUGUCUGGCAACACGACGGCCAUGCUGACGUGAUGGGUCUCAAGAAGCACCACCCUCUUCACACGGCGCUGUACCUGGCCACGCAGCACUGCAUAGUUCCAAAGGGGCACCUGGGCAUUCCUCUUCCGGGCACUCAGCAGACCAUCCACAGACCUACACCAAGGGAAGAAAGGAGCUUCUCAGUCUAGUCGCACUUCUAUACUUCCUUUGAAAUGUGGUAAUCCUAUCUAUCCCUGGAACAUUCAAACCCUCCCUGGUUCUCUGAGCUAUUCUGAGGCUCUUUAGAAUUAUAUGAGCAAAUCGUAACAGUGAUUACUAUACAUUGUAAGAGAAACAAUACCAGUAAGUUUUAACAAGAAGUUCAAAGUUUAGCGUUAGCUUGCAAAUGAGUUUGUCCUAAUGAAUCAAAUCCGGAAAAAGACUACAAUGUUAGAAGAUGAGUGAAGAAAGAACAAAUUUAAGGGAGUGUUUGAAAAGCUAAAGAUGUGUAUAAAUAUACAUAGGGUACGUUAUUUAAAAAAAAAAUUUUUUUUCAAAGCACUCAACAGCAGAAAAUGACAUUUCAUAGACCUGCAUGCCAGGAUCCGGUACCAGAGGACACCUGCUAACAACUUAUCCUGGGAAAGAACUGAUAAACCCAGGCUAUGGAGACCAGGUAUACUCUGGGGAAGCCAAAGCAAAGCAGGUUUUCUAGAAGACAAUGAGCAAGCAGAGCAGUCGGCCAAGGGGGCGGCUCACACUUGUGGUCAAGUACUAGGCUUUGCAUCAAGGAGACCUGGGUUCUCACUUCUGCCUCUUACCUGCUGUGUCACCUUAGGCAAAUCCUUUACUUCUCUGAGCCUUAGUUUACCUAUAACAUGGGAACAGCACUGUGGACCUCACUGAGUUGUACUGAGGAAAAACUGUAAAGUGUUUAGUACAGUGCCUGGCACAUAGAAAGCCCUCAGUGAAUGAUAGGUAUUUUUUCCCAAUUGUGAAAAUCACAAAAAUGGAACUUUUCAGAGAUAUUCUGUCAAACUGCCUCUUAAUCCUCUGUGAUCAGAGCUGGCCAUUCUGAAUGAGUUUCAAAGUUCACAAAAGAGGUAUUCGUAUGGACAUAUUAAUGAGCAGGAGCCCUGGUGACGAAGUGUUAAGCUAACUGAAAGGUACGCGGUUGGAAUCCACCAGCCACUUUGGGAGAGAAGGAUGUGGCCGUUUGUAAAGAUCACAGCCUUGGAAACCCUAGGGGGCAGUUCUACUCUGACCUACAGUGUCACUAUGAGUCAGAAUCAACUCAAUGGCAAUGGCCUUGGUUUUUUUUGGGAGAGGUAUUAAUGAGCAAAACUUAAUUAAGACAUAACUCUCCAGCAAAUUCAAUGUUUGAGAUUUUUUUCCUGCGCCAUCUUACUGACACCUCAUAUUUGCUGUUCAUUUGUUUUUUUAUCUCAGACAUUUUUACUGUGCCCUUUCCAGCCAUUCCUUCCCCUGCCUCGCAUCUGCUUUUCAUUUAUCAGUGGGCAGAAUCUUAAAGAUCAUCUGACCUGCCACCCUGCCUCCACAUCCCUUCAUCACCUCCCCUUGGAGAUGGUCAUCUAAGCCAGAGACACAGGGUUACCUCCUCCCGGGGCAGCAGCUCUGGUGGGCCCCUCCCUCUCUUGUCAUCUCUGCCUCUCAGCAACUUCUAUUCUUGGUUCUAACUCUACCCUUCUGGGCUCACAGGGAAAGUCAGCUCCCUCUGCCACAUGCCCACCCUUGAAGUAUCUGAAAACAGCUAUAUCUGGCUUCAGUCUUCUCUUCCUCUCUCUAAGAGGGUGACAGGAAGUGGAUAGAUCAAGAUACCUGGGGAGAUAUGGAAAGAGUAAAGGGGUGGGAAUGAAGCCAUUUUGCUUUUUGUCAUUCCAAGUGUCUCAACCUGGCUGUCCCCUUUUCCCUCCCAAAUCCAGCCAAAUUAAAGUGUGACCUUGUAACCAUGGUUGAAGAUAUGCUUGCUGGACAAACACAAGGGCCUCACUGGGUCCCUAUCUCUGGUAACCAUCCUGACCCAGCCGACCCUCCAUUCUGUGUCCCCAGACUCAUCAUACCAGUAACGGUUGGCAUCCAUGAAUGUCAGCUGAAAAGCCAACAGGCCAUACAGAUAGGAGUGGUUGUUCCACGACGUCUUGUCCAGGAGAAACACAUACCAGUACGGCAGCAGGAACAACAUACAGCUUAGCCGAUAACACAGGCCCAGCAUCAUGCCCAGUGCCCCUGGGGUUUGUGGGAGACAGAAUUAAGAGGUCAAGGGGUCACCACAGGCCCAGCUCCCCCGGAACAUGCUGUGGGUGGAAUUAAGAAAAGUCACCAGGCAUUUAUUAUCAGCUAAUACUAAAUGAAAAUUAAAUGUUAUUUUAGAAAGAAGAGUUAUGGGGUCACAGCUCAAACAACACACAGCACUGUGAGACACAGCAGAUGAAGAGAAAGAAAUAGUCUGACACCUUGGUCAUUCACCAGCAUGCUUUGUAUUUCUGUGUUUAGGCAAAUCAGUCAGGAUUCCCUUCUCUCCCACAGUUCCCCUCACCCAGAAACAUGAUGGUGUAGACCAGAUACAUCCAGUCAAGUGGCAGCGGGCGCAGGGCAUCCAGCAAGGGGAAGCGGCACACCUCCAGCCCAUCCAGGUAUCUGUGGUCCAGAGAGCUGAGCCCUCGCUCCUGGGGAAUGUCCAGCACCAUCAACAGCCCUAAG
Molecule: messenger RNA, 15399 nt
Organism: Loxodonta africana (African savanna elephant)
Lineage: Eukaryota; Metazoa; Chordata; Mammalia; Proboscidea; Elephantidae
Gene: MAT2A
Product: methionine adenosyltransferase 2A
Exons: 9
Coding region: 143-1330 (395 amino acids)
Biological process (GO): S-adenosylmethionine biosynthetic process
Cellular component (GO): methionine adenosyltransferase complex; cytosol
Molecular function (GO): ATP binding; methionine adenosyltransferase activity
Source: RefSeq, a predicted model, not a curated record